Messenger RNA from Capronia coronata CBS 617.96, 1620 nucleotides. RefSeq lists its product as uncharacterized. The coding region runs from base 1 to 1620 and encodes 539 amino acids. The record is from RefSeq and is a predicted model, not a curated record. The transcript has 3 exons. Gene Ontology annotation, molecular function: transcription cis-regulatory region binding; DNA-binding transcription factor activity, RNA polymerase II-specific. Gene Ontology annotation, cellular component: nucleus. NCBI's taxonomy places the organism in Eukaryota, Fungi, Ascomycota, Eurotiomycetes, Chaetothyriales, Herpotrichiellaceae. Gene Ontology annotation, biological process: regulation of DNA-templated transcription.
AUGGAGGACUCACUUCAAGGCGCGACUGAGUCUGGUCAGCGUAAGAGCCCCAAGACUCUGUACGCGUUUCAAGUCCAUGACCACUCCAUGGCGUCCGCAACAUCGUCCACUGCGCUAGGUGGUAGCAAGGCCAAGCGACGACGAACAAGCCCGCGUGAUCAUGCCAUCCUCGAGGCUGCAUACCAAAAGAACUCAAAGCCCGACAAGACAGAAAGAGCACGUAUUGUUGAUCAGGUCGAGCUUGGGGAGAAAGAAGUUCAGAUCUGGUUCCAGAACCGUCGCCAGAACGACCGCCGUCGAUCUAAACCAUUGCAACCUCAUGAGCUCGCCGCUCAUUUGCGCAACAGUACCUCUAGUCCCGUUCCACCUCAAGUCAAAUCGUCACCCGGUUCAGCAGAUACCCCGGUAUCGCGUGUCAUCUCCAACUCGUCCCUUGCGCCAUGCGAGGUUAUUGAUCGACCUGCUUCAAGAACAUCGAGCAUUCGCGACCUUCUCAACCCAGCGACCUCGGGUGAUACCGCCAGCAGUCAAGAGACUCUCCAGCAGGGUACGCAAGGAACAUCUGGCCCAUCUACACCUCCAUCAAGUCUCGAAGAAAUUGCCAAACCCAUUGUUCAGGAAGCAACUCCUCCUAAGGCAGACGCACCUGCACCCGAAGGGACCGAGAAAGGCUCUGAGGUCGGCAGUGAGCAUGGCAGUGCUAGAAAGAGAGGUCACGACGAAAUGGUGGGAGAAAAUGGUUCAGCACUGGACGCAAUGGUGCAGGUCGAGAGUAACAAGGCGCCAGCGCGUGUCAAGGAGCCUCUUAAGCGCACAGCCAGUAUGGUCCGAUUGUCCAUGACUGUGGAUGGAGCUGUGAAGGUGCGAACCAACAAUGAGCCCACGCCGUCACCCGAAAAGCCACGUGCACCUCCUCCAGCGUCGAUGCAGAAUAAGGUCAAAACUCCAUUGGCUCGCAGCCAGAGUGCCAUGACUAGUAUCGAGGACUUCCAUGAUGCCGGACAGGGGACACAGUCUCGUCCUGUAGGGGCUGGCUUUGGUCGAUCGCGUGAUUCUAGAACCUGGGAGUUCUACUGCGACAGCAACACUAAGGAUGCUCUUUCGACUCAAGCAGAAGCUGAGACGGCGGGGUCUGCUGUUAGUGCCAUCAACCUCAUCCGAACAAACAGUUUCAAAUCCCGCUCGCAAGCACUCAGUCCAUCAAUGUCAAAGACCAACAGUCGACUCACUCCAACUUCGAAAGGCGGUAAGCCGAAAUUUGCUCGCGCAAAAUCGUCACUGGGUCGUUUGCAAGGAUGUGAUGGUACCGCAGAAAUGUUGAAGGGCAAAGUCAAGCGCCACGGCCAUGUCCGUUCUGACUCUGGGGAUUCGGACAAGGAAAAUUGGGCACCAGGCACGAGAAUGUCAGAAAACCCACUCCGCAGAACCAAGCCUAGCGCACGUCAGCGACCCAUCCUCCAAGAGAACGAGGAGAUGACAUUCCCCGAUGCUGGUUCUUCCCAGAAACUUGGUGGCGGCAAGGUCGACAGCAAAUCAUCCCCCACGAAAGAGAAGGCCAAAGGUGAAGAACUUGACUGUGUCCAGGGCCUGCUUUCACUCAGCCAAGGAGCUUGGAGAUGA